AUGUCGCAGCCACUUCCGCCGCGGCCUCACGCCAUUCCGCUGUUGCUUCCGAGACGACGUCGGCCGCCGCGUCCGCACGACUCAUCCGCCGCCACGGCAUUCCAGCCCUCCUCCCCCCUCGCUUCCUCCUCCUCAGGGCAUUCCAGCCCUCCUCCCCCCUCGCUUCCUCCUCCUCAGGGCAUUCCAGCCCUCCUCCCCCCUCGCUUCCUCCUCCUCAGGGCAUUCCGGCCCUCCUCCCCCCUCGCUUCCUCCUCCUCAGGGCAUUCCAGCCCUCCUCCCCCCUCGCUUCCUCCCCCUCAGGGCAUUCCGCCCUCCUCCCCCCUCUCUUCCUCCUCCUCAGGGCAUUCCAGCCCUCCUCCCCCCUCGCUUCCUCCUCCUCAGGGCAUUCCAGCCCUCCUCCCCCCUCGCUUCCUCCUCCUCAGGGCAUUCCAGCCCUCCUCCCCCCUCUCUUCCUCCUCAGGGCAUUCCAGCCCUCCUCCUCCCCCCUCGCUUCCUCCUCCUCCAGGCAUUCCAGCCCUCCUCCCCCCUCGCUUCCGCCUCCUAAGGGCAUUCCAGCCCUCCUCCCCCCUCGCUUCCUCCUCCUCAGGGCGUUCCAGCCCUCCUCCCCCCUCGCUUCCGCCUCCUAAGGGCAUUCCAGCCCUCCACCCCCCUCGCUUCCUCCUCCUCAGGGCAUUCCAGCCCUCCUCCCACCUCGCUUCCUCCUCCUCAGGGCAUUCUGCCCUCCUCCCCCCUCUCUUCCUCCUCCUCAGGGCAUUCCAGCCCUCGGCAUUCCGCCCUCCUCCCCCCUCUCUUCCUCCUCCUCAGGGCAGUCCAGCCCUCCUCCCCCCUCGCUUCCUCCUCCUCAGGGCAUUCCAGCCCUCCUCCCCCCUCGCUUCCUCCUCCUCAGGGCGUUCCAGCCCUCCUCCCCCCUCGCUUCCUCCUCCUCAGGGCGUUCCAGCCCUCCUCCCCCCUCGCUUCCUCCUCCUCAGGGCGUUCCAGCCCUCCUCCCCCCUCGCUUCCGCCUCCCCAGGGCAUUCCAGCCCUCCUCCCCCCUCGCUUCCUCCUCCUCAGGGCAUUCUGCCCUCCUCCCCCCUCGCUUCCUCCUCCUCAGGGCAUUCCAGCCCUCCUCCCCCCUCGCUUCCCCCUCCUCAGGGCAUUCCGCCCUCCUCCCCCCUCUCUUCCUCCUCCUCAGGGCAGUCCAGCCCUCCUCCCCCCCUCACUCCUCCUCCUCCGGGCAUUCCAGCCCUCCUCCCCCCUCGCUUCCUCCUCCUCAGGGCAUUCCAGCCCUCCUCCCCCCUCGCUUCCUCCUCCUCAGCGCAUUCCAGCCCUCCUCCCCCCUCGCUUCCUCCUCCUCAGCGCAUUCCAGCCCUCCGCCCCCCUCGCUUCCUCCUCCUCAGGGCAUUCUGCCCUCCGCCCCCCUCGCUUCCUCCUCCUCAGGGCAUUCCAGCCCUCCUCCCCCCUCGCUUCCCCCUCCUCAGGGCAUUCUGCCCUCCUCCCCCCUCUCUUCCUCCUCCUCAGGGCAGUCCAGCCCUCCUCCCCCCUCGCUCCUCCUCCUCCGGGCAUUCCAGCCCUCCUCCCCCCUCGCUUCCUCCUCCUCAGGGCAUUCCGCCCUCCGCCCCCCUCGCUUCCUCCUCCUCAGGGCAUUCCAGCCCUCCUCCCCCCUCGCUUCCUCCUCCUCAGGGCAUUCCAGCCCUCCUCCCCCCUCGCUUCCUCCUCCUCAGGGCAUUCCAGCCCUCCUCCCCCCUCUCUUCCUCCUCAGGGCAUUCCAGCCCUCCUCCUCCCCCCUCGCUUCCUCCUCCUCCAGGCAUUCCAGCCCUCCUCCCCCCUUGCUUCCGCCUCCUAAGGGCAUUCCAGCCCUCCUCCCCCCUCGCUUCCUCCUCCUCAGGGCGUUCCAGCCCUCCUCCCCCCUCGCUUCCGCCUCCUAAGGGCAUUCCAGCCCUCCACCCCCCUCGCUUCCUCCUCCUCAGGGCAUUCCAGCCCUCCUCCCACCUCGCUUCCUCCUCCUCAGGGCAUUCUGCCCUCCUCCCCCCUCUCUUCCUCCUCCUCAGGGCAUUCCAGCCCUCCUCCCCCCUCGCUUCCCCCUCCUCAGGGCAUUCCGCCCUCCUCCCCCCUCUCUUCCUCCUCCUCAGGGCAGUCCAGCCCUCCUCCCCCCUCGCUCCUCCUCCUCAGGGCAUUCCAGCCCUCCUCCCCCCUCGCUUCCGCCUCCUCAGGGCAUUCCAGCCCUCCUCCCCCCUCGCUUCCUCCUCCUCAGGGCGUUCCAGCCCUCCUCCCCCCUCGCUUCCGCCUCCCCAGGGCAUUCCAGCCCUCCGCCCCCCUCGCUUCCUCCUCCUCAGGGCAUUCUGCCCUCCUCCCCCCUCGCUUCCUCCUCCUCAGGGCAUUCCAGCCCUCCUCCCCCCUCGCUUCCCCCUCCUCAGGGCAUUCCGCCCUCCUCCCCCCUCUCUUCCUCCUCCUCAGGGCAGUCCAGCCCUCCUCCCCCCCUCACUCCUCCUCCUCCGGGCAUUCCAGCCCUCCUCCCCCCUCGCUUCCUCCUCCUCAGGGCAUUCCAGCCCUCCUCCCCCCUCGCUUCCUCCUCCUCAGGGCAUUCCAGCCCUCCUCCCCCCUCGCUUCCUCCUCCUCAGGGCAUUCCAGCCCUCCUCCCCCCUCGCUUCCUCCUCCUCAGGGCAUUCCAGCCCUCCUCCCCCCUCGCUUCCUCCUCCUAAGGGCAUUCCCGCCCUCCUCCCCCCCUCGCUUCCUCGUCCUCAGGGCAUUCCGCCCUCCUCCCCCCCUCGCUUCCUCCUCCUCAGGGCAUUCCAGCCCUCCUCCCCCCUCUCUUCCUCCUCAGGGCAUUCCGCCCUCCUCCCCCCUCUCUUCCUCCUCCUCAGGGCAGUCCAGCCCUCCUCCCCCCUCGCUCCUCCUCCUCCGGGCAUUCCAGCCCUCCUCCCCCCUUGCUUCCUCCUCCUCAGGGCAUUCCGCCCUCCGCCCCCCUCGCUUCCUCCUCCUCAGGGCAUUCCAGCCCUCCUCCCCCCUCGCUUCCUCCUCCUCAGGGCAUUCCAGCCCUCCUCCCCCCCUCGCUUCCUCCUCCUCAGGGCAUUCCAGCCCUCCACCCCCCUCGCUUCCUCCUCCUCAGGGCAUUCCGCCCUCCGCCCCCCCUCGCUUCCUCCUCCUCCGGGCAUUCCAGCCCACCUCCCCCUCGCUUCCUCCUCCUCCGGGCCUUCCAGCCCUCUCCCUCGUUGGGCCGCAGCACCUUGGGCUGGCUUGCCUCCUCACCUGCAGCAGCCCCCCUCCCGGCUGGCGUGCGACAUCACCGCCGCAGCACCUUGGGCUGGCUUGCCUCCUCACCUGCAGCAGCCCCCCUCCCGGCUGGCGUGCGACAUCACCGCCGCAGCACCUUGGGCUGGCUUGCCUCCUCACCUGCAGCAGCCCCCCUCCCGGCUGGCGUGCGACAUCACCGCCGCAGCACCUUGGGCUGGCUUGCCUCCUCACCUGCAGCAGCCUCCCUCCCGGCUGGCGUGCGACAUCACCGCCGCAGCACCUUGGGCUGGCUUGCCUCCUCACCUGCAGCAGCCCCCCUCCCGGCUGGCGUGCGACAUCACCGCCGCAGCACCUUGGGCUGGCUUGCCUCCUCACCUGCAGCAGCCCCCCUCCCGGCUGGCGUGCGACGUCACCGCCGCAGCACCUUGGGCUGGCUUGCCUCCUCACCUGCAGCAGCCCCCCUCCCGGCUGGCGUGCGACAUCACCGCCGCAGCAGCUUGGGCUGACUUGCCUCCUCACCUGCAGCAGCCCCCCUCCCGGCUGGCGUGCGACAUCACCGCCGCAGCACCUUGGGCUGGCUUGCCUCCUCACCUGCAGCAGCCCCCCUCCCGGCUGGCGUGCGACAUCAUCGCCGCAGCACCUUGGGCUGGCUUGCCUCCUCACCUGCAGCAGCCCCCCUCCCGGCUGGCGUGCGACAUCACCGCCGCAGCACCUUGGGCUGGCUUGCCUCCUCACCUGCAGCAGCCCCCCUCCCGGCUGGCGUGCGACAUCACCGCCGCAGCAGCUUGGGCUGGCUUGCCUCCUCACAUGCAGCAGCCCCCCUCCCGGCUGGCGUGCGACAUCACCGCCGCAUCAUCUUGGGCUGGCUUGCCUCCUCACCUGCAGCAGCCCCCCUCCCGGCUGGCGUGCGACAUCACCGCCGCAGCACCUUGGGCUGGCUUGCCUCCUCACCUGCAGCAGCCCCCCUCCCGGCUGGCGUGCGCCAUCACCGCCGCAGCACCUUGGGCUGGCUUGCCUCCUCACCUGCAGCAGCCCCCCUCCCGGCUGGCGUGCGACAUCACCGCCGCAGCACCUUGGGCUGGCUUGCCUCCUCACCUGCAGCAGCCCCCCUCCCGGCUGGCGUGCGACAUCACCGCCGCAGCACCUUGGGCUGGCUUGCCUCCUCACCUGCAGCAGCCCCCCUCCCGGCUGGCGUGCGACAUCACCGCCGCAGCACCUAGGGCUGGCUUGCCUCCUCACCUGCAGCAACCCCCCUCCCGGCUGGCGUGCAACAUCACCGCCGCAGCACCUUGGGCUGGCUUGCCUCCUCACCUGCAGCAGCCCCCCUCCCGGCUGGCGUGCGACGGCCCGUUCUCAGCUUCAUACUUCAGGGGUUGUGCACCAUUACAAACUUCUUAUGCUAAGGGGUUGUGUUAG
Molecule: messenger RNA, 4626 nt
Organism: Closterium sp. Naga37s-1
Lineage: Eukaryota; Viridiplantae; Streptophyta; Zygnematophyceae; Desmidiales; Closteriaceae
Source: the annotation of a GenBank genome assembly